Poecilia reticulata (guppy) is the source of this 5077-nucleotide messenger RNA. NCBI's taxonomy places the organism in Eukaryota, Metazoa, Chordata, Actinopteri, Cyprinodontiformes, Poeciliidae. The record is from RefSeq and is a predicted model, not a curated record.
GGAUAUAUGUCCCGUCAAAUGACAGAUCCAGUGACGUUAUUUGAGAUAUCUUAAAUUACAUUUUGACUAUUCAAAAUUCAAGAAAUAAUAAUUUCUUGAAUUAUUAUUCUUACUAGUAAGAAUGUAAAUGCAGAUAUCUGAAAUUACAAUUCCGGAUAGUCAAGAUGUAGUUUUGUCUGGUCAAAGUGCAUUUUUAAAUAUCUGGAAUGUAAUUACGGAUCGUCAGACGAAACCGAAUUUAUGUUAAAACGGCUUGCUAAGUCGUGCAGAUGACGCCUAAAGACACACUGGUAAAGGUAAAACGUUGAUCCUGUUUCAAACGGCUCCAUUUCUGUAGAGACGCUGCAGGGGCAACAAGUUAUGAAAGGAAGAUUAUUGGAGCAAAGCAGAGGAACAGCUGGCUUCAGGUUGAGGUCAGGAUGAGGAACAUCUCUCCCAGUGUUCUGGUCUCACUCUUUCUGAUCACACUCCUCUGCUGUGGACAAACUCAGGGUGCAGCGCUGACUAUUGAGCCCAACUGGUCGACUUUUUAUCAUGGAGAGUUUGUUACAUUUAUCUGUGACAUGAAUGAAGGAAAAGACACUGACUGGGAAUACCAGUUAAUGAAGAACAAUGAAGAAUUGUUCUCUUUUCAGUCAGAUAAAAUAUUCAAACAUCUGUCUACUGGUCAUAGUGCUGAGUAUCAGUGCUGUGGUCGCAGGAGGAGGUCAGAUGAAACAAAAUGCAGUAGAAGUCUCAGUGUUGAUGUCUUCGCGAUACCCACACCCAAACUGACAGUAGGUCCAACAACCAUACCAGUAGGGGGCAGUGUGGCACUGAGCUGCUCAGUGGAGCGCCCUGAUGAAUGGAAAUACAAAUGGUGGAGACAGAACAGAGGCACUUCAGUUGACAACCCACGAAAUACAGAAGAAAACAGAGAUAUCACUGUGACACAAGGAGGAAUCUACUUCUGUUUUGGAUAUAGAUUACCUUUCCCAUUCUUCACCAGACAAAGCAAUGUGGUCACCAUAAAUAUAAGUUUUUCCAACAAGGUUUUUGUGACUCGACAACCAAACUGGCCUCAGAUCUUCAGUGGUGAGACGAUCACUCUGUCAUGUGAGGUCCAGGGAGGAGAAACCACUGAGUGGACGUGUAAAUGGAAGAGAGAUGAGUCAAUAAUACACAGAACAAACGGUAACAACUGGACUUUCAUUGUCUUUGAGUCCAGCAGUGGAGUCUACAUGUGUCAGUGUAAAAGAAGAGAUGACUGGUUUUCUUCAACACAGUGGAGUGAAGCCAUCAGUCUGUCUGUAUCAAAUAAACCCAGAGCCAAACUCACAGCAGGUUCAACAACUAUACUAGAAGGGGGCAGUGUGACACUGAGCUGCUCAGUGGAGCCCUCUGCUGGAUGGAAAUACAGAUGGUUCAGACGAACCAAAAACACAGCUGAAGAUCAACUCACUAAUAAAGAAAACRGUGAUAUCACUGUGAGACAAGAAGGAAUCUACAGGUGUGAAGGAGAGAGAGGAAAUCCCUCAUUCUACAGUCAUUCAAGCCAUGAUGUCACCAUAGAGAUAAUGUUGUCCAACAAGUGUUUUGUAACUCAACGUCCAAACUGGCCUCAGUUGUUCAGCGGUGAGACGAUCAGUUUGACAUGUGAGGUCCAUGGAAGAGAAACAACUGAGUGGACGUGUGAAUGGAAGAGAGAUGGGUCAAUAAUACACAGGACAAACAGUAAAGACUGGACUUUCACCGUCUCUGAGUCCAUCAGUGGAGACUACAUGUGUCAGUGUAAAAGAGGAGAUGACUCGUUUUCUUCAAUAAAGUGGAGUGAAGCCAUCAGUCUGUCUGUAUCAGUCGCUGUGUCCAGUUCUUCACAUCCUUUUUUGCUGAUCGUUGGUGGACCAGUUGUUGGGUUUAUUCUCCUUUUUCUCCUCUUUUUGUUGUACUUCUGCAAACAUUACAAGGAUUUAUUCUGCUCCAGAUGUAAGGUCUCAGAUAGCAGCAGAAAUGAUGGAGUCAUCCAGACUGGCGGUCAUGAAGACGGCUCUCGUCCUCAGGGUUUGUGCUGCAUCAGGUUAUUUCAGUCUGAAAGCAGCAGCCAGAGGCCGACCACUGAUCAUGACGUGAACCAGACUGAAAGAGAUUACAGCUCUCUGCUGCAUGUCUGCUGUGGACAAACUCAGGGUGCAGCGCUGACUAUUGAGCCCAACUGGUCGACUUUUUAUCAUGGAGAUUCUGUUACAUUUACCUGUGACAUGAAUGAAGGAAAAGACACUGACUGGUAUUACAAGUUAAUUAAGAACAAUGAAGAAUUGUUCUCCUUUCAGUCAGAUAAAAGCUUCAGAGUUCAAGGUCUGGAUACUGGUUACAGUGGUGAAUUUCAGUGCUGUGGUCUCAGGCCGGGCAGCUCAUCUCACCCACGGUGCAGUAAAACUGUCACUGUUAUUGUCUCAGCAGAUAAACCCAGAGCCAAACUGACAGCAGAUUCAACAACUAUACCAGUAGGGGGCAGUGUGACACUGAGCUGCUCAGUGGAGCCCUCUGCUGGAUGGAAAUACAGAUGGUACAGAGAGACUUCGGGCUCUUUUGUUGAAUUCAGCACAAUUAAAGAAGAAAACAGAUAUAUCACUGUGAGACAAGGAGGAAUCUACAGGUGUUAUGGAGUGAGAAGAAAUUCAUUAUUCUACACUGAACGAAGUGAUGACGUCACUAUCCAGAUAAGCUUUUCCAACAAGGUUGUUGUGACUCAACAACCAAACUGGCCUCAGAUCUUCAGUGGUGAGACGAUCACUCUGACAUGUGAGGUCCAGGGAGGAGAAACCACUGAGUGGACGUGUGAAUGGAAGAGAGAUGGGUCAAUGAUACCAGGAACACACAGUAAAGACUUGAUGUUCAUUGUCUCUGAGUCCAGCAGUGGAGACUACAUGUGUCAGUGUAGAAGAAGAGAUGAUUCGUUUUCUUCAACAAAGUGGAGUGAAGCCAUCAGUCUGUCUGUAUCAGAUAAACCCAGAGCCAAACUGACAGCAGGUUCAACAACUAUACCAGUAGGGGGCAGUGUGACACUGAGCUGCUCUGUGGAGCCCUCUGCUGGAUGGAAAUACAGAUGGUUCAGACGGACGUCAGACACUUCAGUUGAAUUCAGCAAAAAUUUUAAAGAAAACAGUGAUAUCACUGUGACACAAGGAGGAAUCUACAGGUGUGAAGGAGAGAGAGGAAAUCCUGCAUUCUACAGCCAACCAAGCCAUGAUGUCACCAUAGAGAUAAUGUUUUCCAACCAGGUUGUUGUGACUCGACAACCAAACAGUUCUCAGAUGUUCAGUGGUGAGACGAUCACUCUGACAUGUGAGGUCCAGGGAGGAGAAACCACUGAGUGGACGUGUGAAUGGAAGAGAGAUGGGUCAAUAAUACCAGGAACACACAGUAAAGACUGGACUUUCAUUGUCUCUGAGUCCAGCAGUGGAGACUACAUGUGUCAGUGUAGAAGAAGAGAUGACUGGUUUUCUUCAACACAGUGGAGUGAAGCCAUCAGUCUGUCUGUAUCAGCAAAACCCAGAGCCAAACUGACACAACGUUCAACAACCAUACCAGUAGGGGGCAGUGUGACACUGAGCUGCUCAGUGGAGCCCUCUGCUGGAUGGAAAUACAGAUGGUUCAGACGGACCUCAGGCUCUUUUGUUGAAUUCAGCACAAAUAAAGAAGAAAACAGAGAUAUCGAUGUGAGACAAGGAGGAAUCUACAUGUGUAUGGGAAUGAGAGAAAAAACAUAUUUCUACAGUGAUUCAAGUGACGAGGUCACUAUCAAGAUAAACUUUUCCAACAAGGUCUUUGUGACACGACAACCAAAUCGGCCUCAGAUCUUCAGUGGUGAGUCGAUCACUCUGUCAUGUGAGGUCCAGGGAGGAGAAACCACUGAGUGGACGUGUGAAUGGAAGAGAGAUGGGUCAGUUAUACACAGGACAUACAGUAAAGACUGGACUUUCAUUGUCUCUGAGUCCAGCAGUGCAGACUACAUGUGUCAGUGUGAACCCAGAGAUGACUGGUUUUCUUCAACACAGUGGAGUGAAGCCAUCAGUCUGUCUGUAUCAAGUAAACCAAAGGCCCAGUUGAAUAGUAAUAGCAGAGAGAUACCAGCAGGAGGCAGUGUGACACUGACCUGUACAGUGGACGCAUCAUCAUCUGGUUGGAAAUAUUUCUGGUACAAAGAACGAGACUCCUCUGAACUUCUCACCGGAGGAGAAGCUGAUUUCCCUUCAAAUGGACAAAUGAGCGUCUCAGAGGAAGGACUGUACUGGUGCAGAGGAGGAAGAGGAGAACCAGUUUACUACACAGACUACAGUGUUAGAAUCAGCAUCACUAAGAAUGUAACUGUGUCCAGUUCUGCAAGCUCUUCAUUUCCUGUGAUGUUUAUUAUUGGACCAGUUGUUGGAAUCGUUCUCAUCAUUCUCCUGCUCUUGUUGUGGCGCUACAGACUGUCAAAGGAUUUGUCCUGUCUCAGCAUUUUUAGGUCGUUCCAGUCUGACAGCAGCAGCCAGAUGCCGGCCACCAAUCAUGGAGCAAACGAGUCUGAAAGUCACUACCGCUCUCUGCUGCAUGGCACCACUUCUAUCUAUCACAUUAUCCGUCCGGGUGAAGCCGCUGGAAAUGAUGUUGUUGUGAAAUAUGCAAAGAGAAGAGAGAGACCUCGUCCAGAGGAAAGUUGUGUUUAUGUCAAUGUGAUGCCAAAAAUUAACAGCUCAGCCUGAAGGUCAUAUGACAAAUCAUUCCUGCUACAUUCAUUCCUGCCAUAUUUAGAAGUUCUUCUUACAUUUCUGAUUUUUGUUAUGAAUUUACUACCGUAUCCAACCUGUCUUCAUUCUCUAACAAAAUUUACUGACAGUAAUCACAUUGCUGCGUUUAAAAAAAGAAUCAUGUGACCUGCCUUGUAGGCUGCAUGCUCUGCUGGUUUAUUCUGCACUGUAAUCUAAUCUAAUAACUCAAAUAUUUGUAUUUUAAAUUGCAAUGAUUAUUUUAUUUCGGCAGCUUUAAGAUUCUUGAGUUGAUUAAAUCCAGUUAUAUCUCUGCAACAGUCACUUGUUAUCAAGAUUCACAAAAUGAA